Messenger RNA from Didymodactylos carnosus, 1453 nucleotides. The record is from the annotation of a GenBank genome assembly. NCBI's taxonomy places the organism in Eukaryota, Metazoa, Rotifera, Eurotatoria, Philodinida, Philodinidae.
UGAUGAAAUAAAGGUCUGCCGAGCAAUAAGAAUAUGUGACAAAACUUUACGAAAGCUGAAAAAGAGGAGAAACAAAGAAUGAGCGAAAUUUGCAUCGAAACGGACGAAAACACCACAUAAUGCCAAAUUUAAGUUUUACACGAAUACACUUCUGCUCAAAAUUUCGUUUCCUAUGACACUUAGUUGGAUAUGAUGAAAUAGUAUAGAAAAAUGCAGUUUCAUUUUCUCUAUCUUUCUGUAAAAAAAGAAUUUCGUCAUAAGCAAUUAAUGAGGAAAUAAGAUAGGACGACAUUACUUUUGGAUACCCCUAAGUAUUAUCAAUAAUAUUCAUAAUCAAUUGCGUGAUGUUCUUGGGGAUUCCACUGUACAAUCGAUUGGAUUUCAAGUUAAUCGUUUAUGAAAUACCUUAUUAACAGGCGAAGACUUUAGGGCAAGAACAUCAAGUGAACCAAAUGAUAAUGAAAAAUCAAGUGAAGCAAAUGAUGAUGAAACAGCACGUGAAGCAAGUGACAUAGUCAGCAUUAAGAUCAAUAUCAUGGCAUUGAGUUACUUAAUUGUGGCUAAUCAGUCUACUGUCAUCAAUGGUCUUGCUGUGGCUUUACGCAUUGUUAUACAAGAAUCAAUGAAAAUGGCAGAAGACGCAAGUGUAUUGAAUUCCUUGUCUCAAUUGUCAUCAACAUGUCGAAUCUUACGUCAUAUGUUGUGGUCACGUCAAUCGUCAUUGUGGAGUUAUUUAAUUCAUCUGAAAUUUCAUUCAUCUAUUCUUUAUCAAUCAAUAAGAGCUUUAUUCGAUCAAGAUGAAGAUGAAGAUGCAAUCAUUGCUGAGAAUAAUCGAUUUUCUCAAAGACUUUUAUCUGAUAUCGAAGCAUAUGAAGUUCUGCACGAAAAGUUUUUCAAACCGGGACAGUAUCGAUUUUGGCAUGUUUAUUUUACUUUAGCAGAAAAAGAGAAACGUGGUUUUUUUGCCUUGAGACGAUUUAUAUUUCCAAAUUCUAUGCCCUUGCUGAAUUAUCCGGUUCCAUUAUCAUCGAAAUUAUUUCGUUUGUACUAUUAUCGAUUAAACAAGAAAAGUAUCUUAGCACCGAUUGGUGCAAUUAUCUAUGGUUAUCUAAUUGAUUCUCAUCGUUGUCUAUCUGUUAGUGAUAUGUUCUAUCGAAAUAGUACAAUGCCCAAAGAUGAACAAAGAUCAAUGAAGAUUGACAAUGAUGGCGGUGUUUCUAUUAUAAGAUUUUAUGAAUCAGCGAUUUCUCCUUUUAUGACAUAUCUCUUUUUCGAUAAAAUUCCUCUAUGGGCCGAUUUACUUCCAGGUCGUUACAAUUUAACAUGUCAAAUGAGAUUACGAUGUAAUGUAAGAGAACUUUUUGUCAUUGAUUUUUUAAAUGUUCAAUUUCGAUCAGAAUUGAAGAAAAAAGAAAAUCCUAUUAAACAAAUUAUUCUUUUAGUUUAUCGAUAA